GACUAAAAUCGUACUUUUGAAUGAAAGACAAGGCACGUGAAAACUCAUUUCUUACGCAUUAUACUAUUUUUUAAUCAUUUUAGUCAAACUGUCUUGUUUUUUAUUUACAAAUAAUACAAACACUCGUUAACUUAUUAAAUAUUUUACAAGUAAUGCCCUUUUAUCGUAAACCGAGAACUUUUAUACCUUUAUCGGCAAUAGCAGAGAAGAAAUCUGUAAAGAACGGAGUCCACCACGCGAUAUUCACGUCGAGGUUCGAUAAAUACGUAGGAGACUGGAAGAAUGAUUUAAAAGAAGGUAAAGGAUUAUUUUUAACUUUUACUGGAAAAUUAUAUGAAGGAGAUUGGCAUAAAGGAUUUAGACAUGGAUUCGGAACGCUAAGUUACAGACUUCCAAAUGGCAUGUUCUAUUUGGAAUAUCGAGGGGAGUGGGUACGGGGUAAACCAGAGGGCGUCGGCUGGCGAUACUACGAGAACGGCGAUAUUUACUUCGGCUUCUGGAAGAGAGGCCAGUGGCACGGCUAUGGGAAGAUGUGGUACAAAAACGGUACAUAUUACGUGGGGUAUUGGAAUAUGAGCAAACGGGAGGGGCUUGGUAUGUUUGUACAAGAAAAUGGAAAUCGAUACGAGGGUCACUGGGAAAAUGAUAUGAAGAAUGGCUUAGGUCGUUUCUACCACUUGCACACCGGACAGCUGCAGGAGGGGGUCUGGAUACAGGGGGUCUGCAUCAAAUCCAUGGUCUCCGAUAUCAUCAUACGACAGUUUUGCGAUCUGCCCACGGAAUAUCCUAUUCCUGCGGAAACACUGAGAAAUUCGAAAAAGAUUUUAGAAAAAAGUGAAGUUUGGCUAAAGCAGAAAAUAGGACAGGUUGACAAAAACUUAAAACACUGCAUCGAUCAAAUGUGAUGUUUAUUUUGGAAAAUAAAAUCAGAUCAUUAUAUUGUGUACAAAUAAAAUUGUUGGUUUGUCUUCAACGGCCGAUUCACAUUAUUCUAGUUGCUGGCUCCAGUAAAUUUAUUCCAGGGAAUCCAAUUCCCUUGAUCUGGAAUGGAUCCAUCUAAAUGACAGUGGAUCGAGCUCCAGACUAGGCUAGUCCUACUAAAUUGAAAAAACCACCAUGCCAAAAUACCACCAGCUUGCCAGUAAUAAUAUAGGUGUGCAACUAGAAUAAAGUGGUCCGUCCAUUAUUACAUUUUAAAACCUUAUACAAAUUCAAUUUGAAUAGAAUUUUAUUAGUAUGUCAUUAUCAUUAUCACAGUAAUUAAUUAUAACUGAUUUACUGAGUAAUCUUUGUUGUUAGUAAUAAUGCACAUUAGAGACGCAGGUCUAAAGCGUUCGGCGAAUGUGCCACUAGGCGGAGUGAAUUUGCUCGUCGCAAAUCGAAAACGAGUUCAGAAACUCGCCAAACACGUUAGGACAACGUGAACUAGGGGCAUUUACAUUCUUCAUAAAUAUACGUUAUAUAUUUACGGCCGGUUCAUAUUGAUAUAAGUAGUUCAGUUUAUUUUUGAACUUAACGCCACUAGUAUCUAUAUUAUACCCUAUCGGCACAAAGUCUGUCUGUCUGUUUGGCUUUAUCAUUUGUAUGGGAUUACGUAACAGAGAUAGCACUAUACAAAUUUAAUUCCGCGGAUAGGGUAUAGAGUAAAUUCAGUGUCCAUUGGCAGCUUAAUAUAAUAAUGUGAACCGGAAAAUACACUGGUAGGCUAAAGUGCACUACCUGCCUACCUAUUCAUAAAUGUGUCUUAUAUUUAUUACUAAACAAUAUAAAAUUCAUUGACUUAACAAUUCUAAUAUUGGCUUAUAGGUUUUUAAGAGACCUAGAAAGUCUAGUUUCCCAUCUUUUGCGGGUUUCGUAAUUGACGCGGGCACAUUGAGGCUAAGUACCGUUCAAAGGUUUGUAUUAUUUCUAAUGAACUAAUAAGUACUUACCUACCUAUAUACCUAAUAAAAAAAUUAGAACACAUAAUAAAUAAUAGUUGUGUAAAUGUCUUAUUAUGUGUUUUUAGUACCCAGGGCAACCAUGAGUUUCGCAAACUUUGUAUGAAAAAUUGUGGUUCAUUACGUGACCGCUAGGAGCACUGUAUAAUUUAUUUUGUUUACACAAAAUAUUUGUAUGAAAAAUUAUCGUUACACGUCCGUUAGAUACCUAGUAUCUGCAUACAACACUAACGAACGUAGCAAAUGACUUUGUUUUCUAAGGUGUAUUUCCACUGAAGCCGAAAUGUGUCCAAUCACGUUAUUGUUCGAUGAUGUGAUAACUUUAUCACGUCUCUCAAUAAUCUCUGAUUGGUCGAUCAACGUCUCCGCUCCGUUAAUUUUCACUCGAAUCGCACCCUUAGAUCGAAAUCUAAUAUUUAAAAGGAGAAGGUGACUGACUGACUGAUCUAACAACCCUUUGUUCACAUAAGGACAAACAUUUGACAACGAGUAGUUUGUCAAGAAGAGCGCAUUACAACGUAUCCUAAGUAUGCGCUUAAUUUUUUUAUAUGCAUAGAUUUACAAUGGUCCCAUUGACGUAUUUUUAAUUGCAAACAUUUGGCGCCAUAGGAAAUUAGAAACAUAAAUGGCGGCGACGGCCGUUGACACGAUCUUAUUUGAAUAAUAAUGCAAUAUCUAUCCGAGUUGGUGGUCGAAUGCUCUCGUGCGUAUGUACUGUAGGUAUGAUAAACACAUGCAUGAUUUAUGGAUAUUCAUAUCCGUUGGUAGGGGUGCCACAAAUAUAUUCAUAAUCUUACGGACAUAGAGGUCUGUAAUUGUUCUAUCAAUAUUAUCACGCGAUACGCGACAACACACAUCUGUAUCGAGGAAAUAUAGAUUGAUUUGUCCAGGAUCACAAUGCAUCCGAGAUCACGAUAUUCUUGAAAUCCUGCGAUCUAAGAAUCGCGAUACAAUAUUGAUAGUGUAACACCCCCAAGUUCGGCCACUGUUCGGCAUUCCGGACCAGUGGUAGAUUUUUUGACGAUUCAAAAGCACUUGUAAAACUUUAAUUGAAUAAAAACAUUUUGAAUUUUGAAUUUUUUUGAAUAACAUUCCAAUAACUAAACCAAAGUAGGUAGAUAUGUUUAUAAAUAAAUAUCUGAUAUGUGUGUAGGGUUUCGGUAAGUGAGCUGUCACGUAACUUAGAAGUUCGAAAAUUAAAAUUUCCUGAAAUCCAGGUAGAUAUCUGUGAUAAAAAUAUGGUACCUACCUUACUUAAAUGGUAGGUAGGUACUUAAGUACUUUUAUUGAGUCUCAAAAUAAAUUAACAUUUCCUAAUUAACAUCGCCAAAGGUCACGUUUUCGAAAACCUUACUUUAUUUACAGCGCAUACCUACUUUAACCGCACCAAUAACUACAAGGUCAGUUUAUGGAACUGAUAACAAGCGCCCGACCGCGAACAUAAUGCCGGUAGGUACAGUUGUACAAGUCACGAUUUACAAGGAUAAGCCUUUGCAAACGACAACUUUUUCGCCACCUAAGGACAGGCGUAUAUCUGGCUAGGCGCAGCGCAGAGCAUAUUUCACUGCCGAACUAUUAUCGACUUAGCUUACGUUGAAAUAAUAUCAAAAAUCAAUUGGCAAAACUCUGUUUUACUUUCCCUAUUACUAGUAGUUGUGUUAAUUGAUUUUCGAUAGUAUUUCAAAACGAGCAGUCAAUAAUGGUUUGGCAGUGAAAAAUGUUCUGCGCUGCGCCUCGCCAGAUGUGCGCUGGCCCUAUGAGCAUCGAACGCCAUAAGCGUUAGUAAUAACGUCUUCCCGACCAAACAUGCGGCCACCGGGGCCAAUCUUCACAGAUAAGAGAUUAGCUAUCUGCACGGGAGAUAUUAUAGUGCACAAGUGUGUGCGUAACGCACAAUAGACGGAAACGUUUAAGUACGGAAACCUGCCCAGAUAGAAAAGCAAAGUGUGUGCGCAAACACAGAAGCACUUUAUAUUCACUCUCAUGUAAGAUGUGACGGAAAUCUGACACGACUGGAGAGAGGUCAAGCGCAGGACCGAUUUCUUUACGUGCUCUCCCGCGGCGCCGGGAUGAAACUCCGCCGGUAUCAUUAUAUUCAAUGUAGAAGAUGCUAUGAAUAAACUAAAUAUAAUAAGUAUUACAUAAAUAAUUCCCUGAAUUUCCAAUCAAGAUUUGAGCAAAUACAUAUUAUUUUGGGGGUAGCUGUACAAAAACUAUAAAAACGUGCAAAUAACAUCCUAUGAAUGAUAUUAUUACUUAAUUGGUUUUGAGCCCUUGAUUGGCUCAUUGUUCUUUCUGUAGAAAAGGUUUUCAAUUUACCAUUGUGAGACAAUUCUAAAUCGUUAAGGAUUUUUUUUAUAAGUACCUAACUGAACAUAAUAAAAUUAUUACACCGUAACUAGGUAUAUUAUUUUAUUUAAAUAAUUUGUUAAGUAAUUUAUCGUAAGUCCAUUAAACACAGUCUGUAUUUUUUUUUUGUUACGAAUUAUGACUAUUGUAUGAGAUUCACUUUUGGGUGACAUUGAUCAUACAAUGAUAUCCUUAA
This is a messenger RNA of Maniola jurtina (meadow brown), 4485 nucleotides long. Its product is annotated as MORN repeat-containing protein 3-like. The transcript is spliced from 5 exons. The record is from RefSeq and is a predicted model, not a curated record. Bases 153 to 905 code for a protein of 250 amino acids. NCBI's taxonomy places the organism in Eukaryota, Metazoa, Arthropoda, Insecta, Lepidoptera, Nymphalidae.